Molecule: messenger RNA, 777 nt
Organism: Aspergillus puulaauensis
Lineage: Eukaryota; Fungi; Ascomycota; Eurotiomycetes; Eurotiales; Aspergillaceae
Exons: 4
Coding region: 1-777 (258 amino acids)
Cellular component (GO): membrane
Source: RefSeq, a predicted model, not a curated record
AUGCCUAUUAAGUGUGAUUCAUCGUCGGCCAUCUACGCCGUGCUCGUGCUGGCCUCUAUACUCUCUAUAGCCCUUGGAGCACUCGCCUGGGCACGAACAACCAGCAGUUUCCUCCCCCUCCCCACCUGGAUCCCAGCACUUGCAACCCUCCUCCCCAUCCUAACUCCCCUCGUUUUCGCAGGAACACGCCUCCUUUUCAAUACAGCAUCUCAUCGGCUCACCCAACCCAUCCAAAUCCUCAACCACAUACACACAAUCCUUUUAACCGCCAUAGCAACAAUCGCUCUCUCCUACAUCUUCCCAGGAAACAUUCUAUCCUGCCACCUCGAGCAGCAAUGGCAAACAUACUUCCACAACAAGGACGCACACGCGAUCCGCGCAAUCCAGGACCAGUACCAGUGCUGCGGGCUACGCAGUAUCCAUGAUCGUGCCUGGCCGUUCAAGGGUAAUGAUAAUGGGGACAACGCCUGUGAGCUGCAGUUUGGAUAUAGACAAAGUUGCAUGGUGCCCUGGAGGGGUGUGCAGGAGGGUACUUCGUGGAUGGUUUUUGCUGCAGUGCUUGGGAUUUCCCUUGUUAAGAUUGGGUUUGCACAACUGUCUAGUCGCCGGGCUAGUUGGAUGAGCUCCCAGUUCUUGGGGAGUGAGCGGAAUCGCCAGCGGAUCUCGGGACCAGGAUUGGAGGAGGGAGAUGAUAAUGAAGAGAGCAGCGGGGAGGCGAGGAGGACUAUGCUACCCCAUUCUAGGCCUGGUCAUGAGAAUGUGUGGGGUGUGGAUUGA